GAAUCAGGCACAAAAAGGAGGUGAACAGUUUUAUUCAUCCCAGGGAGGAGAAUGAUAAAGCAGGCGGUGAUUGGAGUUCUGUGUAGUCUUGCUAUACUCACCUUUGGCAUCCUAAUUGGUCACUAUGGGAUCACCGAGAUCAACAGCCCGGCACCGUCCUGGGUGAGUGAUGUGAUGAAGGAUGUGGACGAGAGCCUCAUUGAGAAGUUCCUCUCUGAGGUGGACAACAUCAAGAUUCAAGAGAACCUCAGGGAGUUGACGAAAGUGCCCCAUAUGGCCACUACAGCUGGAGAUGAGCAGACAGUGCAGUUUAUGCUGAAGAGAUGGCAGGACCCUGAAACUGGUCUGGACCAGGCCUGGAGAGAAGAGUAUAUGGUCUACCUGUCUUUUCCUGACCCCAAGAACCCUAACAAGGUCACUGUAGUGAGUCCAUCCGAUACUGUCCUGCACACUGCCAGAGAAAAAGAAAAACCUUAUACUGCAGACCAAGAAGAUCCUGCAGUGGUUCAACCAUAUGCUGCAUACUCCCCUGCUGGGCACCCAAAGGGGAAACUGGUAUACGCCAACCAGGGGAAACCAAGUGACUACCAGCACCUGAACCAGACAGUGGACCUCAGAGGAACCAUCGCAAUCACUAGAUAUGGUGGAGCUGGAAGAGCUGAUAAAGCCAUCAAUGCAGCCCCCUAUGGUGUCAUUGGUGUGCUUGUCUACACAGACCCUUUGGACAUCAAUGACGGUUUCAUGUCGGACGUCAAUGAGACAUAUCCUCACUCCUGGUACAUGCCGCCUUCCGGUGUAGAGAGAGGUUCCUUUAAGAAUCUCUACGGAGACCCACUCACACCCUACCUGGCUGCCAAAGAGGAAACCUACAGAAUUCCAGUCAAGAACAUUACAGGGAUCCCUCCCAUUCCAAUUCAACCAAUCGGAUUUGAGGAUGCCUACAUAUUAAUAUGUGAACUGGGUGGGAUGAAAGCUCCAGCUGAAUGGCAGGGAGCAUUCAACUGCACCUACAACUUUGGUGGUCCAGGGUUUAAAAAUACAUCAGCCUUCAAAAACAGUGAUGUGAAACUUGACAUCUACAACUAUGAAGAGGUGAAGAACUCCUCCAAUGUGAUGGGAGUUAUCAGGGGGAGUGUCGAGCCAGACAGGUAUGUGAUCUAUGGGAACCACAGGGACAGUUGGGUUCAUGGUGCCAUUGACCCAAGCAGCGGGACGUCAGUCAUGUUGGAAAUGACAAGGGUGCUGGGCCAGAUGGUCAAGCAGGGAAAAUGGAGGCCACGGAGAUCUAUUAUCUUUGGAAGCUGGGGAGCAGAGGAGUUCGGCCUUAUUGGGUCUGCUGAAUACACAGAGCAAUACUUCACCAAGUUAAGUGAACGCACUGUUGCUUACAUCAAUGUGGAUAUAGCUGUUUUUGCCAACACCACUCUCAGGGCUUCAGGGAUGCCAUCAGUACAGAACGUCGUCUUCACAGCUGCUAAACAGGUCAAGGCACCUGGACUGGACUCAACGUCUGUGUAUGACAACUGGAUCCAAUACACUAACAGAACUAGUCCAGCCUAUGGACUCAUCCCCAGAAUGGGGUACCUAUCAGGAGCAGGGAGCGAUUAUGCUGCUUUUGUCCAUUACCUGGGAAUCACAUCCAUGGACUUUUCAUAUACAUAUGACCGGACUAAAACAAAUGCUCGGAUUUACCCUGCAUACCAUACGGCAUACGACACCUUUGACUACGCCUCAAAGUUCAUUGAUCCUGGGUUCUUCAGUCACCAGGCCAUUGCCAGGACAGCAGGAAACGUCCUGAUACGAUUGGCUGACAGCCUGGUAUUGCCAUUAAACUGCAGUGACUAUGCUGAGAUUCUGGAGAGCUACUUCGUCAUGGCCGUGAUCCUAUAUGAAGAUCAACUAAAAGCUAAGAACAUCUCCAUGGAACCACUAAAACAUGCCGUGGCCAGCUUUCGCAGUGCAGCUACUCAUUUGGAUCAAGUCAUUCGAAGUUCAGACCUGAGAAAUGAAACGCCACUGAAGGUCCGAAGGAUAAACGACCAGCUCAUGCUGCUGGACCGAGCUUUCUUGAACCCUCUGGCCUUUCCAGAUAAAUAUGCAUACAGGCAUGUUAUCUGGGCCUCAAGCAAUGCCAGUGAGCCAACCUUCCCGGGUCUGGCUGAUGCUUACGCCAACGCUGAGUCAUCAGGACAGUCCAGUGACUGGGACAAAGUGCAUUACCAUCUGUCAGUCUUGAGCCAGGCCAUCGGGGGCGCCGCCGAUACACUGGUUGAUGUCAUAUAGACAAAGAGGAGGAGGAAGGAGGAAGUAGGAAAGGAGAGAUGGACUGCAAUAAAUUAGGGAUUUUACAAAAAAGAGACAGGGCAGAGAGAGGGAAGCUAACAGAAGCAUUGAUUUCCUGUAUGUUGAUAUUAGGUGAUGGGAUUUGGUAAUCAAUGAACAAAGCUCAUCAACAAACAGCAUGAAUCUUUGUGAUGUGUUCUGUCUUUGUAACAGGAUUGAAAAUAUUUAAAUAUAAAUAAUCUUUUUAUUAAAGCAUUUAUG
This is a messenger RNA of Thunnus maccoyii (southern bluefin tuna), 2544 nucleotides long. RefSeq names its product N-acetylated alpha-linked acidic dipeptidase like 1 (gene naaladl1). Bases 52 to 2283 code for a protein of 743 amino acids. Gene Ontology annotation, molecular function: carboxypeptidase activity. The transcript has 19 exons. The record is from RefSeq and is a predicted model, not a curated record. Lineage: Eukaryota; Metazoa; Chordata; Actinopteri; Scombriformes; Scombridae.